This is a messenger RNA of Pteronotus mesoamericanus, 3377 nucleotides long. It is a transcript of the gene DHX16, whose product is annotated as DEAH-box helicase 16. Gene Ontology annotation, cellular component: catalytic step 2 spliceosome; intracellular anatomical structure. Gene Ontology annotation, molecular function: RNA binding; helicase activity; ATP binding. Bases 141 to 3287 code for a protein of 1048 amino acids. The transcript is spliced from 20 exons. NCBI's taxonomy places the organism in Eukaryota, Metazoa, Chordata, Mammalia, Chiroptera, Mormoopidae. The record is from RefSeq and is a predicted model, not a curated record.
AAACCGAACUCUAAAAGACCGAAGAGAGGUCCUUUUCGGAGCUGAGGCUCGGUUCUCGGGCUCCAGGCCUCCGGUCCGCCCGGCCGACAGCGCGGCUGCUCUAGACCCUUUCCAGUUAGGCCCAGGGAGCGUGAGUCGCCAUGGCGACGCCGGCGGGGCUGGAGCGCUGGGUGCAGGACGAGCUACACUCAGUGCUGGGGCUAAGCGAGCGGCACGUGGCUCAGUUCCUGAUCGGUACUGCGCAGCGUUGCGGCUCGGCGGAGGAGUUUGUGCAGCGCUUGCGAGACACCGAUACCCUCGACCUUAGCGGGCCGGCCCGGGACUUCGCGCUGAGACUAUGGAACAAGGUACCACGGAAGACGAUGGUAGAAAAGCCAGCUCGGGCAGCUGAGCGAGAGGCUCGGGCCCUGCUAGAGAAGAACCAAUCUUAUAAGUUGCUGGAAGACAGUGAGGAGAGCAGUGAGGACACUGUGGGUAGGUCUGGGAGCAGUCUCCAGAAGAAGCGUAAAAAACGUAAACACCUCAGGAAGAAACACCAGGAGGAAGAAGAGGAGGAAGAGGAAGAGGUUUCUGAGAAAGGGAAGAAGACAAGUCCUCUGGGUUGCAGGGGAGGCAAACAGCAGACAGAGAAGCCUGAGUCCGAGGAUGAAUGGGAGCGGACUGAGCGAGAACGCCUUCAGGAUCUGGAGGAACGUGAUGCCUUCGCUGAGCGGGUUCGGCAGCGGGAUAAGGAUCGGACUCGCAAUGUCCUGGAGCGGUCAGACAAGAAGGCUUAUGAAGAGGCUCAGAAGCGCCUCAAGAUGGCUGAGGAAGACCGGAAAGCCAUGGUCCCUGAGCUGCGGAAGAAAUCUCGCCGAGAGUACCUAGCUAAGCGGGAGCGAGAGAAGCUUGAGGACCUGGAGGCUGAACUGGCGGAUGAGGAGUUCCUUUUUGGAGAUGUGGAGUUGAGCCAACAUGAGCGGCAGGAGCUCAAAUACAAGCAGCGAGUGCGGGAUCUGGCCCGGGAGUACCGAGCAGCUGGGGAGCAGGAGAAGCUGGAGGCCACUAAUCGCUAUCACAUGCCAGAGGAGACCCGGGGACAGCCAGCACGAACUGUGGAUCUGGUAGAAGAGGAAUCUGGUGCUCCCGGGGAGGAGCAGCGGCGCUGGGAAGAGGCCCGGCUAGGGGCUGCCUCCCUGAAGUUUGGGGCCCGAGAUGCUGCCUCCCAGGAACCCAAGUAUCAGCUGAUACUAGAGGAAGAGGAGACCAUCGAGUUUGUCCAGGCCACUCAGCUCCAGGGUGAUGAGGAGCCAUCAGCUCCACCCCUUUCAACCCAGGCCCAGCAGAAGGAGUCCAUCCAGGCCAUCCGCCAGAGCCUUCCCGUGUUCCCAUUCCGUGAGGAGCUCCUGGCUGCUAUUGCUAAUCAUCAAGUCCUCAUCAUCGAGGGGGAGACGGGCUCGGGAAAGACCACCCAAAUCCCGCAGUAUCUCUUUGAGGAGGGUUAUACUAAGAACAGUAAGAAGAUUGCCUGCACUCAGCCCAGGAGAGUGGCAGCCAUGAGUGUGGCCGCUCGAGUGGCCCGGGAGAUGGGUGUAAAGCUUGGGAAUGAGGUUGGCUACAGCAUCCGCUUUGAGGACUGCACAUCAGAGCGAACAGUCCUUCGGUACAUGACAGAUGGGAUGCUUCUCCGGGAGUUCCUCUCUGAGCCUGACCUUGCAAGUUACAGUGUGGUGAUGGUGGAUGAGGCUCAUGAACGGACCCUGCACACAGACAUUCUCUUUGGAUUGAUCAAAGAUGUUGCUCGUUUCCGACCUGAGCUCAAGGUUCUGGUGGCUUCAGCCACACUGGACACUGCCCGUUUUUCCACCUUCUUUGAUGAUGCCCCAGUCUUCCGAAUCCCUGGACGCAGGUUUCCAGUUGACAUCUUCUAUACCAAGGCUCCGGAGGCUGACUACCUGGAAGCCUGUGUAGUGUCUGUGCUACAGAUUCACGUGACCCAGCCCCCUGGGGAUGUCCUAGUGUUCCUGACUGGGCAGGAGGAGAUUGAGGCUGCCUGCGAGAUGCUUCAGGAUCGUUGCCGCCGCCUGGGCUCCAAAAUUAGGGAGCUGCUGGUGCUGCCCAUUUAUGCCAACCUGCCUUCUGACAUGCAGGCUCGCAUCUUCCAGCCCACGCCGCUGGGGGCACGGAAGGUUGUUGUGGCAACAAACAUUGCUGAGACUUCACUCACCAUCGAGGGCAUCAUUUACGUGCUGGAUCCAGGGUUCUGUAAGCAGAAGAGCUACAAUCCCCGCACAGGCAUGGAAUCACUCACAGUCACACCCUGCAGCAAGGCCUCAGCCAAUCAGCGAGCUGGUCGGGCAGGCCGGGUGGCUGCAGGGAAGUGUUUCCGCCUGUAUACCGCGUGGGCCUAUCAGCAUGAGCUGGAGGAGACCACGGUACCGGAGAUCCAAAGGACCAGUCUAGGCAAUGUUGUUUUGCUGCUCAAGAGCUUAGGGAUCCAUGACCUCAUGCACUUUGAUUUCCUGGACCCUCCACCGUAUGAGACCCUGCUGCUGGCUUUGGAGCAGCUGUAUGCUCUGGGAGCCCUCAACCACCUUGGGGAGCUCACCACGUCUGGUCGAAAGAUGGCAGAGCUGCCAGUGGACCCCAUGCUGUCUAAAAUGAUCCUGGCCUCUGAGAAGUACAGCUGUUCAGAGGAGAUCCUGACAGUGGCUGCCAUGCUGUCUGUCAACAACUCCAUCUUCUACCGACCCAAGGACAAAGUCGUCCAUGCUGAUAAUGCCCGUGUCAACUUCUUCCUCCCUGGUGGGGACCACUUGGUUCUGCUAAAUGUUUAUACACAGUGGGCUGAGAGCGGUUACUCUUCCCAGUGGUGCUAUGAGAACUUUGUCCAAUUCAGAUCUAUGCGCCGAGCCCGGGAUGUGCGGGAACAGCUGGAGGGACUCUUAGAGCGUGUAGAAGUUGGUCUCAGUUCCUGCCAGGGGGACUAUAUCCGUGUACGCAAGGCCAUCACUGCCGGUUACUUUUACCACACAGCACGGUUGACUCGCAGCGGCUACCGCACAGUGAAGCAGCAGCAGACAGUCUUCAUUCACCCCAACUCCUCCCUCUUUGAGGAACAGCCUCGCUGGCUGCUUUACCAUGAACUUGUCUUGACCACCAAGGAGUUCAUGAGACAGGUAUUGGAGAUUGAGAGCAGUUGGCUUCUGGAGGUGGCACCCCACUAUUAUAAGGCCAAGGAGCUAGAAGAUCCCCAUGCUAAGAAAAUGCCUAAGAAAACAGGCAAGACACGUGAAGAACUAGGGUAAAGAAAAGGGGACAUAAUCAGAACCCAACACCAGCUCCUUUUCCUUCUACACAUUUAAUACCUAGCAAUAAAAAUAGUUUUGGAAUAUAAA